AUGGAUGCUCUUAAUAACCAGCUAGAAGACUAUGUUGUUGAGAAGUUGGAAGAAGGAAAUUAUAAAGCUGUAGAGGCUAAGCUGACGUCUGCUGGUACUGAAGCUGUUACAAAUUCUUUUUUUGGUUUGCAUUCGCAACUCUUCAGGCAUUACGUCAAAGUAGCGGAGGAGUGCUGCCUGGAAAAUGAAGAUUUGUUGCGGUUUUUGCUGAAGUAUAUUGCUCAAAGAGCUGAUGUUAAUUCUAGGUAUGUCUCAGUAUUGGAAAUAUACGAGGAGGUGGCUUCAUUAAAGUCAUUAUUGUACCUGCUUGAAGAACUGCAUGAAAUUCUACCAUCGAAUGGAAAUUGCGAAUUGGAUUAUCCACUGUUGGAUGAACUGCGUGAUGAUGUUCUUCCAUAUUUCCUCCACAGGAUGCGCGGUUUUUUAAACGAGAUAGAGAGUGACCAGUACAGUCAAGUAUUAUUAGCGUCUCUUUCAUUCAUAGAAGUAUUUCGUAAUUGUCACUGUGAGAAUUAUUCGUUAACAGACACUUUGAUAACAGAUGUGGUCUCUUAUCUACCAAUUGUUAGUGACUACACAUACGAAGUUUUGAAAAAAUACGUCUGUUGCUACAAGGAAAGGAAUAAAGAUGUAUCUCCGUACCCGGUCUUAUUAGCAGUAAGCCUUCAAAGUGGAGACGGUUCUUCAGCAGUUGGAUGGCUAAUUCCUUUUUUAGUUUAUUCGCCUAGCUAUAAUGCAGAUCGUUGCUUUCCUAUAUUUUUGAAAUGCCUGGAAACGUCGGAAAAUAAUUGUUAUAGCCUAUCUUUCGUAAAUAAUUCAUUGAAAGCCAUUAUAUAUCCUGUUGAAAAUGAAACGUUACCACGGAACUCUCUUGCCAGUCAUAUUGAUUUUUUGGGACAGUAUUUGGCUUCAAGCGUUCAUCCUGCUAUGCAUGAAAAAUUACGACGUGACUGUUUGGAAGUUUUUAGGGAGUUGAUUCUCAAAUAUGAACCGGUUGCACAAGUUUUGCUUAUUCGACGCAUUAUAAGUUUAAUAAUGCGCGAUAGUUAUGAGAAUAUCUUGGAGCCUCAAGCUAUAGCUUGGCUUUUAGACUAUUACAGAAGCCAGUUGGGAAAACAUUACUGCUUCAAAGCUGAACUUGGCUUUUUGUGGGGCGAUUUAUCAGGAAUUCAUUAUGAAAACUUGCAUGGUGCUGUGAAUUAUUACGCUGCUUUGAUGAUUUUAGCGCAGUAUCAAGCCUUAUUAAAAGUCAAUAAACCACUUCUGAAAGCUGUGAGGAAGGAGGUCCUGGAACCCCUUCAAGCAAACAUUGCGGAAUGGAGCCACUUGACAGAAAUGAAGAAAACCAAAGAGCAGGAAACACUUCCGUAUUUGCAAACAAUGAUGCAUGAGACGUUUAAAUUUGUGGAUAACUUUUUAGAAGAAAUUUCUCUUCCUUAA
Enterobius vermicularis (human pinworm) is the source of this 1440-nucleotide messenger RNA. Lineage: Eukaryota; Metazoa; Nematoda; Chromadorea; Rhabditida; Oxyuridae. The record is from the annotation of a GenBank genome assembly.